Acanthocheilonema viteae is the source of this 1098-nucleotide messenger RNA. NCBI's taxonomy places the organism in Eukaryota, Metazoa, Nematoda, Chromadorea, Rhabditida, Onchocercidae. The record is from the annotation of a GenBank genome assembly.
AUGUUGCUAAAAUUAAGCUUAUUGUUUUCACUGAUUCUUCACUCGUGCAUCGGUCUUAGUUUUCAGUGUCGUGACCAAAAAGACCAAAAUGUGGAUUGGUUUAUAUUUUACAAAGUUGGUCGCAUAAAGAAAUCAUCCGCAAAGUCUGUUCGUAAUGGGUAUGCGUUCUUGUACAUGGAUGCUAACCAUCAGGAGUGGUCACUUUCGGCAGUCGAGAUUGAUAACUCGAGACAAGCUAUCGGAUAUACUUUGCAGCAAUAUUAUGAUGUUGCAAGCAAUCCUGAGGUCUUCAGUAUAAUGUAUAACGAUGAAUUUCCAUAUCCCAACAAUGACACUGUGUCGGGAACUUCGGGACAUACUAAAGGAGUGGUAGUAUUUGGAAAAAAUAAUGGUUUCUGGUUGAUACAUAGUAUACCAAAAUUUCCCAGAAAUGAUACCUAUGAAUAUCCAGUUACUGGACGUCAUUAUGGACAGAUGGGAUUAUGUGUUUCGAUGUCCUAUUCACAACUUCAUAAAAUCGCUACUCAGCUGUAUUACAAUCAUCUUUUUAUUUAUUCACAAAACCUCCCUGCACAAAUGGCUGUUGACAUACCUAUUCUUGUCAAGGUGAUAUCAGAAAAACAUCAACGUGUUGCUCCUUAUGUUAGUCGUGUUGUGAUCAAUUCUUCUGCAGGCCAUGAAUUUGUUCAUUUUGCGAAAACUCAUGCAUUCGACAAAGGCAAUCUUUACUUUGAUCUCGUAGCACCUACACUUAAAAGUUCAUUGAAAACAGAAACUUGGCAACAUGAAACCUUGAGGAACAAGAACUUGAAGUCUUGGUGCCGUAAACAGAGUCCUUAUAAGGUUCUGGAUGUGAAAAAGGUUACUCUUCCUUUUAAUAUCAGUUUUCCAAAUGCGCUUGAUCAUUCCAAAUUUGCGGUUGCCACAUUCGAUGCCGGCAAAGUACCUCUACCUUGGAUUUGCAUUGGUGAUAUCAAUAGACAGAGACGCCAGCUUCUCCGUGCAGGUGGUACGAUGUGUUGUAUGAAUUCGGAAGUACAUUCCAUAUAUAGUGCCAUGGUUGCAGAUUAUUGGCCUUGCAUUAGCAGUGGUUCCUAA